Tinamus guttatus (white-throated tinamou) is the source of this 1467-nucleotide messenger RNA. NCBI's taxonomy places the organism in Eukaryota, Metazoa, Chordata, Aves, Tinamiformes, Tinamidae. The record is from RefSeq and is a predicted model, not a curated record.
GGCUGGCAGCUCGUACCCGCCAUCUGCCCUGGCGGCUGUUUCACGGAGUCUGUUUUUCUAUUCUCUUUUCCUCCAGAAAAACUCAAGCAUCACAAAAUCAUCUUCGUGGUGGGCGGCCCCGGCUCGGGGAAGGGGACGCAGUGCGAGAAGAUCGUGCACAAGUAUGGGUACACCCACCUCUCCACCGGAGACCUGCUGCGCGCCGAGGUCAGCUCCGGCUCCGAGCGGGGCAAGAAGCUGAAGGAGAUCAUGGAGAAAGGCGAGCUGGUGCCCCUGGACACGGUGCUGGACAUGCUGCGAGAUGCCAUGCUGGCCAAAGCGGACGCAUCCAAGGGCUUCCUGAUUGACGGGUACCCCCGCGAGGUGAAGCAGGGAGAGGAGUUUGAGAAGAAGAUCGGCCCCCCGACGCUGCUGCUCUACGUGGACGCGGGGAAGGACACCAUGGUCAAGCGGCUGCUGAAGCGGGGCGAGACCAGCGGACGGGUGGACGACAACGAGGAGACCAUCAAGAAGCGCCUGGAGACCUACUAUAAGUCCACGGAGCCCGUCAUCGCAUCAGGCACCUACAGGAUCCUGGACAUGUCCACGGAGCUGCUGCAGGGGCAGGUGCUGCCGGACACAGAGCAGGGCCUCAUCGCCAAGGCCUUCGAGAAGAACUACCGCGUCAUCGCCUCCUACUCGGCCAUCCCGCUCAGCAGCGCCGUGACCAUGGAGAUCCAGGAGCACGAGGAGGCCGAGGAGCCCCCCACGACGCCCGCCCCCACGGUGCCCAGCUCCGACAUGCUGUCCCACAUGCUGCUGCUCACGCUGCAGCCCUGGAAGUGCACGGACGACACCAUGGAGAUCGUCAUCGCCCGCUCCCACCUGGAGCCCAUCAAGGACGUGGUGAACAUCACCCUGCGGGACCUGAGCUGCCGGGCGGAGCGGAACGCCACGCACUUCACGCUGCGCACGCCGCUCAGCCGCUGCGGUACCUCGCUGGAGAGCAAGGGCCACGCGCAGAACGAGCUCAUCCUCAGCCUGUCCACGGGCUCGUGCCUGCGGAGUGUGGCGGUUCCCUUCAAGUGCGAGAUCCCUCGGGAGCUCUUCCUGCGCCUCUUCCCCACGGCCGCCUUCGAGGCGCCACAGACGGAGCUGGAGGUCAACAAGGAGGCCUAUCUGCAGAACAACACCAUCUUCGAGAAGGUCUUGGAGGUGACAGUGAAGGACGUCUGGCGGCCGCAGAACAACCGAGGCCUGGGGCUGGCGGCCGUGCUGGGCAUCACCUUUGGGGCCUUCCUCAUCGGGGCGCUCCUCACCGCCGUGCUCUGGUACAUCUACUCGCACACCCGGCGGCGGGCGCCGGCGGCCCCCAUCCCGCUGAAGCACCCGCACGCGGAGGCGGAGAAGGAGGACAGGGGAAAAGGAGCCCCCCAGGGUUGUCCUCGGCUCCAACCUGGGGUUUUCCAAGCUCCGGUGACGGCGUGA